Porites lobata is the source of this 3676-nucleotide messenger RNA. The record is from the annotation of a GenBank genome assembly. Lineage: Eukaryota; Metazoa; Cnidaria; Anthozoa; Scleractinia; Poritidae.
AUGUGGAGGCCUGUUUAUGUUGAAGGCGAAGGUCUGUUCUGCUUGUUGUGCAAAAAACAUGACACGUCUAAUCCUCAAAACAAGUUGAAAGUUUUUAACAAGGAGCCCUGUAAAAGAUUUCGCCUAGGAGAAUUUGAAGAUCAAUGCCGUACGUCACAACAUAUGAACGCAGUUUCAGCGGAGAUGCUACAGAGGAAUUCCUUGUUUCAGAGAACGGGAAAUAGUCGCAGAAGAUGUGCUGUUGAAGGUGUUCACAGCUGCGUAUUGCAUGGAUCAUGAAAAUGAGCUACAGCUGGAGCUACCUAACCACAAGAUCAAGUCACACAGUGUAAGCCCCCGAGCGUACAUGUAUUCCCGGUUUGGCGGGCUUUGACUUUUGUUUACUUCCUCAUCGCCUUGCCGUAAGGAUCAGUUUGCCAUUUCAUAUUUUUCUACAAGUUUAAUUGUACUGAUCCAGGUCUACAACUGAGAGAUCCGACAACACUCAUUCGGGUUUGCUGCUGUGGACUUCAGAUAUUUAUAUAUUUAACAACAAUAACCAGGCAACUUGAAAUCUUAGAAAAAAUCUCUUUUUUGUUUCUUUUUUUUUCUAUUUUAGUUAAAACAAGACCAGAAAAAAUGUUUAAUGAUGUGUUGAGUAUAAAAGAAGCCUUUCUAGAGUACAAAGAUGUCAGUUUCUCAAAGUCCAGAAAGUCGGAUUUUAUUAAAGGGGUAAACCGAUGCUUUUGGUAAAAAAAUUCAGAUUUCUUCUUUAUUUGUUUUUGGUGAAAAUAAGACUAAAAACGGAAUCAUCGGCUUUUCAUACUUAUUCAAAACCCCUGAACAAACAUCACCGGUCGGAAGGUCUCUUGCGGUUCAAGAAGCCGAUUAUAAGUCGAAAGUUGUAUAUCGUCUUUCAGAGUCGGUUUCUAUGAAGAUCUUUGAAGGUAUGCGAGCGGGAGUAGAUAUAAAUACAAAUUUUGCAUUUAAGUUUGUCUACAGAUAGACGACAAACUUUGGCAAUUAAUUAUCUCAGUGAAAAGUAAAAUAAGUAAAAAGAUACUGUGCAUGCAUAUACAUAUACUGAUACAAAUCUCGCAGUUAAUCAUUUGUCAUUAACUGCGAAAUUUCUCUGUUUAUAGUAAGAAACACAAAAAUAGUUAAGUGCGAGAUUUGAGUCUUUAACUAUAAACAGACAGAAAUUUCGUCGUUAAGGAAAAUAGUUAAGUGCGAGAUUUGUAUCAGUGUAAUAAAUAUGUAUUUAGAGGAAAACUUCGCGAUUAACUAAUUGCAAAAUUUUGCUUCGUAUAUGUGAGUGAGUAAAAAACUCGCAAUUAAUUAAUUGCGAAGUAGUUUUACUCUGCAUAUAUACAGAGUCGUUUAUUUGCGAAUUUUUGUGUCUGUAGAGAUUCUUAAAUGCAAAAUUUGCAUUUAUCAAAUCACCGCUCUAAAUAAUGUGUAACUAAACGUUUGUGGUACAUUUUACCGGUAUUCUUUUGCGCAUAAUUAAACAACAUCCACUAUUUUCUGACUUAGGGAAAAGGAACGAAAAAUACGUCUAAACUUGAUGCAACUGUGAAAUUCUUUUCAGCAGUUGGAGGCAAUAUUACUGUAAAAAAAACGUAAGUUAAAUUUGGAGCAUUAAAACCUAAUCUUGUGUUUUGCAACCAGCGUGUUCUAUUGACUUUAAGAUUCAAUGACGCGACGGCAAACAAUAGGUUUUAUUACACAAAACAACAAAUUUGCACGUGCCUCGCACUUUUUUGUACAUUUUUUUUCCGUUUUUGCACGACUACGCGGUGAAAAUUCCAAAUUUCGCGUUUUGUGGAGGACGUAAACAAGCAACGACGAAAUUUUAUUUCUCUUUCUAAGCCUGGAUAUGGUCCCUUGAAAUUCAGCUUCGGGAGGAUUCGCCUACAUUUGACAAAGUAAGUGGAUAGGAAUAAUCGCUAUAAAGACUGAAAGAACGAAAAUUCACUUUUUGAGCGAUGUUUUCCUUGCUGUUCGGUCGUUGGAUCUUAAACUCCUUUAUCGUGUCCUCUUCAUCAAAAAUAAUUAAAACUGAAAUAGAAUGGCUUUCCUUUCCAUCUUUACUGAAUAUAUACUGGAAAUAAUUCACUAAUAAUUGUUUUCCGCCUUUCUGUUGUGCUAUUGAACAAUACCUAGUAAAGAAACAAGCUUCUUAUUAAUGUCGAGGAAACAGGGAAUCUAACUGCGAAAAAAUAAUUAUUAAACUCUAAUUAAUUAAACUUCACAACAAAAUGGUCUGACUAGACGGGUUUACACAGCUCCAUUUAUUUCACAGUCUUGUCGAUAACGAGGUAUACUUUUACAACGAGAAAUCAUUGGCUAUUAAAUUGCAUUGCCAAAAAGCAUUCACUGAGUGCGCCUGAGAAGAGGACACCAGGGGCCUGCCGAACAGAAUCGGUAGUCCUCGACUGAAUCACCAAACCUUUUUACGUUUUUCCUUUACGAAUACAACUGAUUUUAGGACCCAAUUCAGAGGCAUCAGAGCCUUUUACAAACGUAAGGGGCCGGCGGGGGAGGUGGGGAGCUCAUCGUACACCAAGCCAAGCGUAUUCCACUCAAAUUUCCCAGAAUGUCGUUUGCAUAGUGUGUGAAACAAAAAGCUGUUUGCUUGCUUGUAACCUUAACAGUGUCCGGGUCGUUCAUUAUCAAAUUUUUGAUGUGCAUAAGUAGGCCGUUGUUCAGAUGUCGAUCUUGCCUCAUGUUCAUGGUUCCUUCAAGGUGUUGCUUGAGUCGUUGAAGGGCGGAAAUUGUAUCCUACGAAGUCUCCAAUGGCAUGUACAGUUCAUAGCAAAUUUAAUCUUAUAAAAUGCUGAGCACCUCUCUAAGGCGCGUUUUUGUAACAAGAGUUUGUGGAAAGCUGGGCUACGCGAGAUUUUGAGGAAUAACAACUUUUACAAAAUGAUAGCCAUAUUUUUCAUAGCUGAACUGAACGGGCCUGAGUGAAUGAGGAUGUUGUGUAUGAAUCAACGAAAAUUCCAAACCAUUUUUUGGCCCAACACGCAUGCGUCUGUGAAGAACCGUACCAUGAGUGUUUUAAACCAUAAGUGAGCGAAAUGAGUUUUCGAUCCAAAUAUAUAGGUCAAUUUUCUAAGGCGAAAGGUAGGUUGAUUUUGCUGGUGGGGUUAUAGGGCGGUGAGAGAUGGCCAACUCUCUGAAGCCUGCUUGACUAACCCGUGCGGUAGAUUGACUUACCGGGGGGGGACUGUCUAGCUUGCUGACGGGCCCCGAUCUCCGGCCCAGCAAGUGCAGGGAGGUGCUCGAACUAUUAACUCGGUCCCAGAGGUUAAAUGGGAACCCUCGCGCCGGAGGUUAAACGGCUAACUCUCUCCCAGAGGUUAAAUGGGAAAAAUGGCCGCUAGAACACCUCCCUGACAGGGUUUUUGCUUUUUUUUUUGUGACGUGUCACGCUGUCACGCAAUAUGUAUAUUUUUAACCCGGGGGGGACUGCCACAUGAAAGGGUCGGGGGUGCUCGUCGGAAAUUUUGAAUUAAACCUGUUAGGGAGACCAACCUGGGCGUGGGCCAUCCUUUUAUUGAUCCCUGAAAGAGACAAAGAACCCUUGACGAACCGCGAAAUAGUCACAGAAGAUGUGCUGUUGAAGGUGUUCACAGCUGCGUAUUGGAUCGUGAAAAAGAGCUACCUAACCACAAGAUCAAGUUACAUGUAA